Molecule: messenger RNA, 4858 nt
Organism: Drosophila eugracilis
Lineage: Eukaryota; Metazoa; Arthropoda; Insecta; Diptera; Drosophilidae
Gene: Pi3K92E
Product: phosphatidylinositol 4,5-bisphosphate 3-kinase catalytic subunit delta isoform
Exons: 8
Coding region: 388-3666 (1092 amino acids)
Biological process (GO): phosphatidylinositol 3-kinase/protein kinase B signal transduction; phosphatidylinositol-3-phosphate biosynthetic process; phosphatidylinositol-mediated signaling
Cellular component (GO): plasma membrane; cytoplasm; phosphatidylinositol 3-kinase complex
Molecular function (GO): 1-phosphatidylinositol-3-kinase activity; 1-phosphatidylinositol-4-phosphate 3-kinase activity
Source: RefSeq, a predicted model, not a curated record
ACCCUGUGAAUUUUAACAUACGCUUAACAGCACGUAACUCAACAAUACAAAUAAAAACAAUUAAUAUUCUUUAAUCAAACUCCAGUUUGUUACAACUGCACCGUGUAUGUGAUCGACAAAAGAAGUGCGGUAUGGCCGAUGGUGGCCAAAAGUGGAUGCCGGUACCAGAAAACAAAGAGAUUGGCGAGCUGAUUUAAAUGGAAAACUUUGAAAACAACAAUCUGUUGAUAACGAAAAAUGCGAAAUGCCAACUAACAACUGGAUGCCAAGUCAGAAAGUGUAACAGUAAGUUGAAAGUAACCACAACAAAGCCCCAAUAGUAGGAGCUGGUGAUACUCCUGAUUCGAGGCACCAGUUCAGGGAUCGGGGAAUCGAAAACUGAUAGCCAUGAACCACGCUGGCAUUGCCAUGAUGGACAAUCGUUCUCAGGCCUACGUGGUCCAUCAGCCAAUGUUUGAGCUACCGCUAGAGGAAAUGGUACCUCUCUGUAGGCGCUUCUCAGUCGACCUGUGGAAAAACGAACCGCUGGAGUGGGUGGAGCUGAUCUGCUUUCUGCCCAAUGGAUUCCUGCUGGGGCUAACUGUCAGUCCAUCCACCACCAUUCAGGUGAUCAAGGCGGAGAUGGUUAACCAGGCCAAGCAAAUGCCGUUAAGCGAGGUGAUCAAAAAGGCCUGUGAGUACCAGGUCUAUGGCAUCUCAACCUUUAAUAUUGAGCCCUACACAGACGAAACAAAGCGACUCAGCGAGGUGCAACCCUACUUUGGACUGCUCAUCCUGGGCGAUCGCACCGACGCCACUAGCUUUAGCAGCGACUAUGAGCUGACCAAGAUGGUCAGCGGUAUGAUCGGCAACUCUUUUGACCACCAUCGAACGCAAGGGACGCCCGAGAUUGAUGACUUCCGGCUAUACAUGACGCAGAUCUGUGACAAUAUUGAAGUGGAACGCUCCGUCUACACAUGGCAGCAGCGUCUGCUUUACGAGCACCCACUCCGGCUGGCCAACUCGACAAAGAUGCCCGACCUAAUACGGGACCGGCAUCCGACCAGGACCUUCCUCAUCGUGGUAAAGAACGAGAACGACCAGAGCACCUUUACGUUGUCGGUGAACGAGCAGGACACACCCCUUUCUCUCACAGAAAGCACCCUUCAGAAAAUGAACCGGUCGCAGAUGAAGAUGAACGAUCGGACGUCCGAAUACAUACUCAAGGUGAGCGGUCGCGACGAGUACUUGCUCGGCGACUAUCCGUUGAUCCAGUUCCUGUACAUCCAAGAGACACUCUCCGACUCAGCGGUGCCAAAUGUGGUGCUACAGUCAGUGUACCGUAUAGAGUCGUACAUCAACCACCACAACGAACAGGCCUUGGUACCAAAGCGACAAGCACCGAAGAAACAACCAGCCCUGCUGUCUAAGACGCCUUCGUCAAUGUGGGAUAUGGGCAACUACUUCCAGCUAACACUACACAGCAUCUCUAAUGUGAACUAUGACAAGGCGCGCGCCUUCAAAGUGGGCGUCCAUGUCGGCCUAUUCCACGGCGAGCAAAAGUUGUGCUCCCACAAAAUGGCUGACACUCCCAGCAAUUUUGACACGUUCUCUUUUAACGACCUGGUGAUUAGCUUCGAUAUACAGAUGCGCAACCUGCCACGGAUGACACGACUCUGCAUUGUGAUUUUCGAGGUGACCAAUAUGUCGCGGUCAAAGAAAUCGUCAAAUAACAAGGACAGCACUCUCAAGGACCCUUCCUACAACAAGAAUCCGCUUGCCUGGGUCAACACUACACUGUUCGAUUACAAGGACAUGCUGCGCACCGGUCGGCAGACGUUAUACACUUGGACGUAUGCAGACGACAUCCAGUCAGACGAAGUGUUCCAUCCGCUGGGCACCAUCGAACCCAACCCGCGCAAGGAGGAGUGUGCCCUUGUGGAACUGACAUUCCUCAGCGGCGGAACAGGAAGCGUGCGCUACCCCAGCGAGGAGGUAGUAUUGCAGUACGCUGCAGAUCGGGCACAGGCCAAUCGCCAGCAACAGCUGACAUUAGAGCCGGAAAAGCCGAUUAAAGAACUAAGAGACCUCGUGGCUAACUACGCGGGACUGGACAAAAUUUACGAAAUGGUUGAUCAGGACCGUAAUGCCAUUUGGGACCGCAAAAACGACAUCAUGCGCGAGCUUCCUGAAGAGCUACCCAUCCUGCUUCAUUGUGUCUAUUGGAAGGAUCGUGACGACGUAGCAGACAUAUGGUACCUUCUCAAUCAAUGGCCUCUAAUUUCUAUAGAACGCUCUUUGGAGCUUCUCGACUAUGCGUAUCCAGAUCCGGCCGUAAGACGUUUUGCUAUCCGGUGCUUACACUCUCUCAAGGACGAAGACCUGCUUCUUUAUCUUCUUCAGUUGGUUCAAGCGAUUAAGCACGAAUCGUACCUUGAAAGCGAUUUAGUAGUAUUUCUGCUGGAGCGUGCUCUGCGCAACCAACGCAUCGGCCACUACUUCUUCUGGCAUCUGCGCUCCGAGAUGCAGACGCCGUCUAUGCAGACACGGUUCGGUCUUCUUCUAGAAGUGUACCUCAAGGGCUGCAAACAUCACGUGGCGCCACUCCGCAAACAGCUGCAUGUGCUGGAGAAGCUGAAACAGGGAUCUCUGAUCGCCAAGAAGGGUAGCAAGGAGAAGGUAAAGGCCCUGCUGCAGGACUUUCUCCGGGACCAGCGCAACUUGGGCGUCUUUCAGAACAUUCAGAAUCCAUUGAAUCCCAGCUUCCGGUGCAGCGGCCUAACUCCAGAUAGGUGCAAGGUAAUGGACAGCAAGAUGCGACCACUAUGGGUAGUGUUCGAGAACGCGGACACGAAUUCCAACGAUGUUCACAUAAUUUUCAAGAACGGUGACGAUCUGCGACAGGACAUGCUUACGUUACAAAUGCUGCGAGUGAUGGACCAGCUGUGGAAACGCGAUGGUAUGGACUUCCGCAUGAACAUUUACAACUGCAUCAGCAUGGAGCAACGCCUCGGCAUGAUCGAGGUGGUACGGCACGCCGAAACCAUCGCGAACAUACAGAAAGAGAAGGGCAUGUUCUCGGCCACGUCGCCAUUCAAGAAGGGCUCUCUCCUCAGUUGGCUCAAGGAGCACAACAAGCCCCCUGACAAGCUAAACAAGGCUAUCAACGAGUUCACGCUAAGCUGUGCUGGCUACUGUGUUGCCACCUAUGUGCUCGGUGUGGCCGAUCGCCACUCAGACAAUAUAAUGGUGAAAAGAAAUGGACAGCUUUUUCACAUCGAUUUUGGCCACAUCCUAGGCCACUUUAAGGAAAAGUUUGGAGUGAGACGGGAACGAGUGCCCUUUGUGUUGACCCACGAUUUCGUAUAUGUGAUCAAUAAGGGCUUUAAUGACCGCGAGUCAAAAGAGUUUUGUCAUUUUCAGGAAUUGUGCGAACGCGCCUUUUUAGUUUUACGCAAACACGGAUGCCUUAUUUUAUCGCUGUUUUCAAUGAUGAUUUCAACGGGACUGCCAGAACUGUCCUCUGAAAAGGAUUUAAACUACCUACGUGAAACCUUAGUGCUGGACUACACGGAGGAGAAAGCACGCGAACAUUUUCGAGCGAAAUUUAGCGAAGCUUUGGCCAACUCCUGGAAGACAUCCCUUAACUGGGCAUCGCACAAUUUCUCCAAAAACAAUAAGCAGUAAACAAGACAAGUAGGACAAACAAAGUUUCAAAAACAUAUUUCAUCACCCAAACAAACAAACCCACUCUGCAAGUCCAAAAUGGGUCCACACGCGAACAUUUCCGAGCGAAAUUCAGCGAAGCUUUGGGCAACUCCUGGACGAUUUCCCUUGUCUGGGCAUCAUACAAUUUCACCAAAAACAAAAGCAGUAAUCAAGACAAUUACAUUAACAUCAAAAGAUUGGCAAAACGAUCGAUUCGUAAACAACUUUAAUCACACAAUCAAUUAAACCCGUUCACCAAGUCCAAGAUGGAUCAUCACGCAAACAUUUCCGAGCGAAAUUCAGCGAAGCUUUGGCCAAGUCCUGGAAGAUUUCCCUUAAUUAGCAUUAAACAAUUUCUCCAAAAGCAAACAAGCAGUAAACAAGACAAGUGCACAGACAUCAAAAGAUUGGCAACACGACCGUUUCGAAAGCAACUUUUAUUACCCAAACAAUCAAACCUAAUCACCAAGUCAAAAAUGGAUCCACAUUUCUUUUCAGCAUGCCUUUCUGAGCCUAUGCAAUAGGCAUAGUACAAUUUUGUAACCAAUUCAUAAAGUUCAAAACUAUGUGUUCACUAUGUUAGGCCGAAAUAAAGCCAAUCGACACGACCCCAACCCACUCACAAGCAUCCCCUUAACCCAUAGCUGAUAAUGCCGUUCCCACAAGUGCUCCAAUAUACUUUACUGUUAAUUUGUACAUUUACGUGUUUACCCAUUCUUGUAUUUCCUACCAUUAAUCGACCCUCAUUCAGUGACCCUUGGACCCUGGAAUUUGUUGUCUAUUAUUCAUUUGUUGUUUACACACCCCCCGCACAUGCACACUCUCGCAUGGAAGUGCAAAAAAUUGUAUCCUAUUAUGCUAUUAAGUUAAGAGACAUUAACUCAAUAAGUUUAAAUUUAACGAUUUUCUAUCCCUACAUAUUAUGAUUAAUUGUAUACCAUGAAUUGUUUGCUUCUGUACCAGCAAAAAAUCAACAUUUUCAUGUUUCCCGGUUUCAUUUUAUAAUGUUCUCUAAUAUUUGUAACGUAUUUUGUAAAUCGCUUGAUAACUACACUUAAAUGAAACAACUGAUAUAUUUAAACAAACGAAUGUAUACAAUUUAAUCGAAACAAAAAAAUAUAGAUACAUAAUGUGCUUCUACGAUUACGAUAGACUGCAUUCGUCUCAAUAA